Molecule: messenger RNA, 1581 nt
Organism: Cutaneotrichosporon cavernicola
Lineage: Eukaryota; Fungi; Basidiomycota; Tremellomycetes; Trichosporonales; Trichosporonaceae
Exons: 8
Coding region: 1-1581 (526 amino acids)
Biological process (GO): glucose catabolic process
Cellular component (GO): cytoplasm
Molecular function (GO): manganese ion binding
Source: RefSeq, a predicted model, not a curated record
AUGGCCGCCCGUCCCGCCGAAGACCCCCAGCACGACUCCAAGAAGCAGAAGACUGCUGUCAAGCACAAGGUCUGCCUGCUCGUUCACGAUGGCUGGGGUCUGUCCGACAACGAAAAGGGCAAUGCAAUCUUCCACGGUGACACCACCAACAUGGACAAGAUCCGUGACAACCACAACUUUGUCGAGCUUGAGGCCUCGGGCCUCGCUGUCGGUCUCAAGGAGGGCCUCAUGGGCAACUCGGAGGUCGGCCACUUGAACAUUGGCGCCGGCCGUAUCGUCUGGCAGGACAUUGUCCGCAUUGACCAGUCCAUUAAGAAUGACGAGUUCAAGAACCAGCCCGCCAUUGUCGCGUGCCUCAAGCAUGCCAAGGAGAACGGGAACCGCCUUCACACCAUGGGCCUGCUCUCGGACGGUGGUGUCCACUCACACAUCAACCAUCUCCUCGCCCUCCUCCGUGCCGCCAAGGAGCAGGGUAUCGAGCACGUCUACAUUCACGCCUUUGGCGAUGGCCGUGACACAGCCCCCAAGUCGGCUGACAAGUACGUCAAGCAGCUCCUUGACGCUAUCAAGGAGAUUGGAGUCGGUGAGCUCGUCACAUUUGUUGGUCGCUACUAUGCCAUGGACCGUGACAAGCGCUGGGAGCGCGUCAAGGUGGCGGUCGACGCUCUUGUCCAGGGCGAAGGCACCCAUUCCGACGACCCUAUCAAGGCCAUCGAGGACUGCUACGCCAAGGGCGAGACGGACGAGUUCAUCAAGCCGCUCAUCUUUGGUGACAAGUCGACUCGUAUCCAGGACAACGACACCAUCUUCACCUUCAACUACCGCUCGGACCGCAUGCGUGAGAUCGCCUCACUUCUCGCGUUCGAUGACAAGCCCAUUGACGUCGAGAUCCCCAAGAACCUGGCCAUCACUUCCAUGUCGCGCUACAACCCGGCCUGGACGAUCCCUGUCGCCUUCCCUCCCGUCUCAAUGGACCACGUUUUGGCAGAGUGGCUUAGCAAGCAGGGUGUCAAGCAGACCCAUAUUGCGGAGACUGAAAAGUACGCUCACGUCACGUUCUUCUUCAACGGUGGCGUAGAGAAGCAGUACUCGGGUGAGGAGCGCGUCAUGAUUCCUUCUCCCAAGGUGGCCACGUAUGACAAGAAGCCGGAGAUGAGCGUUCAGGAGGUCGCCGACAAGGUCGCAGACGUUGUCAAGUCGGGCGAGUACGAGUUUGUCAUGUGCAACUUUGCGCCUCCCGACAUGGUUGGUCACACUGGUGUCUAUGACGCCGCUGUCGAGGCCAUUACCGCGACCGACAAGGCCGUCGGGACCAUUUACGACGCCUGUGAGGAGGCUGGUUACAUCUUCUGCAUCACUGCCGACCACGGCAACGCAGAGCAGAUGAUUGACCUGGUGACUGGCAACCCGCACACCGCUCACACGACCAACCGCGUUCCCUUUAUCGUGACCGGUGAGAAGGGUUCUCUGAAGGAGUCCAAGGAGUACGGUGCUCUUGCCGAUGUCGCACCCACCAUUCUCUCCAUUAUGGGUCUUCCGCAGCCUGCUGAGAUGACCGGCCACUCCCUUUACAAGGACUAG